UCAGAAAGUCGGAGCAAAUCAGAAGAAAUCAAAGCCGAAUUCGAUAAGUAGAAUAAUAUUACGAAUCAUUGUCGUCCUAUCCCUUACAAGAUCAAACCAGCCAGAGAAAAAUGAUGAUAUUCACGAUGCGUAUGAGCUUCAGAACAAGUUCUGGAUUACUGUCCGACAGAUCGAGAGCUGGUGACUUGUAUGAAAGCCAGCACAACGACAAGACGAGGCGAUGGACUCGGUGGACAAAGGAACACGAGAUCCGUCAGCGAGUGUGGCCGACUCGCAUGUGUCGAAUGUGAACAUCACAGCUUUCGUCAGAGCGCUGUCGCUGGGACUGCUCAUUGGGUUUCUGGUUCUGACGUGCGUUGUGUUCAUGUGCAUCUCCUUUGCCCUGUGCAAGAGGAGACGAGCGUACAACCGCUACGCGAGCAGCUCGUUCGCCACGAGGCGCGAGGAAGAAAUGAAUGUCAGGUCCAAGUCUUAUCUGGACGCCACCGGACAUACGUCCAACGUCACGGUCCUCAUGCCGGGAGAAAAUUUUCCAACCCAUGUGGCAAGAAUCGUGACUUGACCUGACGAUAAUUCUGAAUACUCCUGAUUAAUAAGCACCGCGCUGUGACAAAAGGCAUUUCUCGGGCUCGA
This is a messenger RNA of Marchantia polymorpha subsp. ruderalis, 633 nucleotides long. Lineage: Eukaryota; Viridiplantae; Streptophyta; Marchantiopsida; Marchantiales; Marchantiaceae. The record is from the annotation of a GenBank genome assembly.